Messenger RNA from Entamoeba invadens IP1, 1744 nucleotides. RefSeq lists its product as hypothetical. The annotation marks the transcript as partial. The transcript has a single exon. NCBI's taxonomy places the organism in Eukaryota, Evosea, Mastigamoebida, Endamoebidae. The record is from RefSeq and is a predicted model, not a curated record.
AUGAGUGAUUUAGAGAAGCAAGUGUACCAAUAUCUUCGCCGAUCGAUUCCAGGACUUCCAGAGCAAGAACCGUCGUACCCCGAAUUUGUUAAAUUUAUUAUUGCUAACGACACAGGAAACUACCUUCCGAUCACUACAGCGACAUGCGGACUUUUCUUUAUGAUAUCAGGAACUACAUAUCUAAAGACAGAACAUUUAAAUAACAUUGUACCUCUUUGCUUACACUCGUUACAUAUCACUUCCCUCCCUUCAACAGAACGGUUUGAAGAAACAGUACCUUCCUUCCUUAAUGAAUGUCAAACCAUUAUAAGAAAUAUUCCAGCGUUCGAACAAUAUAUCGACGUCUGCGACGAAGAUAUCAAAAAUGUGAUUCUCGACGCCGUGUUGCACGCUAUCGUGUUCUUCUCCGUCGAGUAUUGCCAAGAGGAAAUCCUUACCACAAUUGCUUUGUGCAUUACUGAGGGGAAUGUGCGUCGUCUGUUCGAAUACAUCGAUAUGUCACAACAACUGUUCCAUUUGUUUUCAUUGAUCAACACCAAAUCCCCCCUCUCAGCCACUUGUAAGUACUCAACGGCUCGAAAACUAUUGUUCUCGUCGACCUUUGAUUACGUCAAAACCAUGGUCUGUGGAGAGUCGUUUCUAUCAGUGAAAAAUGAUUUAGUCACAUUGGUUGAUGCUAAUGAUGUUUCUGGAAUCAUACAGUUGUUCUUAUUUACUGGGCAAUAUACACGCUUGUCACAACAAUUAUUGGUGGACGAUGAGACGACUUUGGAAGUGUUUAGAAGAGCUGUUAUAAGAGGGAUCGUUGAUUUGGAGAAUGCUUCUAUGUACUCCCUUGGGGGAAAUUCACUUGGGUAUUCCAGCCUUGUCUCUUUUAAUUGUACUGCGUCGCAGGCAUCUGCUGUCAAAGCACUUUUGUCAUUUUCCGAAUUCAGAGAGAAGUACUUUGACGUAUUGAGUCGUUACAUCGACUUUAUCAAAGACAAGAAAAAGACGUAUUUAGUCGAAAUUGUGAAAUGCAUUAAAAGUGACUUGGAAAUACUUUUUUCGUAUGAGGUGACGAACCCCGAUGACAUUGACGUGCUGUGUAAUGCAGUCCAGAGCUGUGAUAUUUAUGACACUGCGUAUCAAAGAAAUGUGACAGCGUUUGUGUUCUCGAACAUCAACUACUACAUUCCCAAUGUCGAAAAAUUAAAACGAAUUGUCCAGAUCAUCGGACUUGACCAGAAGUGUCCGCUUGUUCUUGUGAAUGAAUUGAAAAAGACUUUGGCUAAUCUCGAGAGCCCAAAGGAUCUCCGAAUGUUGAGUUACUUGGUCGCGUCCAAUCCCGUUGUUGGGGAUUCUGCUGUUUUGUCUGAUGAAAUGGUUUCAAAAUACAUUUCUAAGUUUAGUGAUUCGGAAGAGAUCACUGAUUUUGUUGGAACACUUUUGAACUGUGGAUAUGUCCUUUCACCCGGCCAACUUGAUCCACUUGUGAACAAGAUGAUUGGAACGGAACUCACAGAAAACGGGAAGAGAAUUGUCGAGUGCUUUGUGCGUGUUGGUGGCAACUUAGUGAAGAAGAUGAAAAUAAUAAAGGAUAUAGAGUUUUGUGAGACAAUGGUUGGGAAGUAUGGCAUCAAAAAGGCGGAUUUAGCAGACGCAGUGGAGGCUUUUUCAAAUGGAUUUGGAGGGUUUGGAGUGCUUGUUGUCCAUUUUUGGGCGUUAGGGAAAGGGGGAAUGGAUGUCACACAGAACGUGAAGA